GCAUGACAGACAACACACAAUGCGUAUACACAGGCGUGUGCUGUGUUAGUUUAAGUGCCAUGGUGAUUUAGGAUACAUAUUACUUCAUGAUACCUCAGUCUACCAUGAAUUCGCCCUGCUGGUGGGAGAUGCUCCUCAUUAGCUUGUGGAUUCAAGUGGGCUUUGUGCCUGGGAUACAUUGCAAGGAUGGAACUGUCAAUCAUCUGUCAAGGAACGAUGUUUUGCUCUUAAAGGAUGAGCAGGAUCCUAAAUGUUUCACCCGGACAGGAUGGGAUUUCACCUGCUUCUUUGAGACUGCAGACAACAGGACUUAUGAUUUUCUCUACAACAUUAACAGCCUGCAGAGACAGAGUAGGUGUGAUAUGUCUGUCCAGAGGCCAGAAGAGGGAACUUUCCUCCACAUCUGCUCGUUUCCUUCCAAAGAUGUUUUAUUGUUUGUGGAAAUACACCUUAAAGUCAUGGACCACAACACCACCACCAGCCUAUACAGUCGGACUGUGUCUGUGGAGGACCACUUUCUCCUGGAUCCCCCCUUCAAUGUGUCUUUACACCAGAAUGGCCAAGCAGGGCAGCUGCUGGUUUCAUGGAGGACAGAGAUCCCAUCAUUCUGCGGGGAUGUAAAGCAUAGGAUUCGAUACUCCUCCAAGGGGCUCGGAGAGAAGACUGAAGAAAUGGGUCACUAUACUGAAGGCGUACUAGACUCUCUGGCACCAGGAGAGGAGACUGAGGUCCGGGUCACUAGCAAAUGUGCCUCUGGUGCAGGACACUGGAGCAGCUGGUCACACCCUGUGCGAGCCAUGGUUCCCCAGAGUGCAGAUGAUGUUUCACUAAUGUGCUUCACCUCUGACCUGCAAAACGUCACCUGUCAGUGGAAUGGGAGCAGAUAUGGCGGGAAAAGAGAGUACAAACUUUUCUACAAGAUCGGUCUCAGUGAAGAAUGGACUGAGUGCGUGGCUGAUGGGAAGUUCACUGACCUGUGUCGUUUCGAUGGAUUUGAGUCCAGAAAAGUCCGGGUCAAACUCAGCAGCGCUCCAGCUCCACUCUACAGAACUUUCUAUACUCAAGAGUUCACUCUUAACGAGACCAUCAAAACAUCCCCACCAGGUCAUUUGAGAGGAGCACUGAAGAAAGACAAGUUGUGCUUGAAAUGGGAAGCUCCUCUUCCAUCUCUGUCUGCUUACCUACAGUAUGAAGUCAGCUACCAGACCAGAGGGGGUGAAGCACCGAUGACGGUUUCCCUGAGGGAAGCAGAGACUGGCACAUGUGUAGUGGUUCUAACAGGGAGCCAGUACAGCGUUAAGGUCAGAACUAAACCUAAUGGGUCCGGUUACUCAGGCCACUGGAGUGACUGGUCAGAUGUGCUCACUGGUCAGACCCCCACUGACAUAGGCAUGCUGAUCAUGCUGUGUAUCCUUGUCUCAAUGCUGAUAACUGCUACCAUCCUCAUUUCCAUGUACUUCAGCAAGCUCAAGCAGUAUUUCUGGCCACCAGUGCCCAACCUUGACAAAGUCCUACAAGGCUUUCUGACAGAGAUCAACAGGCAGAGAUGGGAUCCUCUGCUCACAUCAAAGCAGUGCUCUGAGGAAACCACGGCAUCUGUGGUGGAGAUAAUGUCUGAAACUGAGGUUUCAGGAUUGGGGAAGCCAUCAGAGAAAUCCACCCACAUCCUGUCACCAGAAGGAACCCUGUCCAGUGGAGGGCAGGUAGACAGGAGCCUUGGGACUGAGGUCUUUCCAGACUAUGUAAGCCUGAACAAAGACAGCGUCAUUCUUUGCCCAAAAGGGAAAAAGUAUAUGUCUGAGAAGGCUGGAGAGAAAGGAGUCCCAGGUGUAGGGGAUGAGCCUCUCCAAACACGUCAAUGUUCAUGCACUGACGGCUCAGUCUGUGUCCCACCUUGCCUAGGCAUCGACUUUCUUAACCAUUCCUACGUGCCACUGGCUGAUGCUGCAGACAGAUUUGACUGCAAGAUCACUCCUGUAAGGGGAUCAAGUAACCUUUAUACUAAUUUACCCUGUAGCUUGGCAUCCAGGUUUAUGGCAUCAGUAGCUCCAAAUGUGGAAAAGGCUUCAAUAGAAAUAAAAAAUAGCACAAUGAUUUAAUAAUUAACACACCCUGUGCCUUAAGCAAAGGUGUGUUACCAUAUACAUUCCCUGUUGAAAUUAUUGGGCACCCCCUGAAUUUUAAGUACAGAAUUUAGAAUAUCUUCAGAAAUAAAUGCAAAUCAACCAAUUCUGCACAAUCAAAAUGGUUCAAAAAAAUGUCAAUGGUUACUGGACAAAAGAUAAGAUUUCAGCUCUCUCCAAAGGUUUUCAAUGGGAUU
Molecule: messenger RNA, 2320 nt
Organism: Xiphias gladius (swordfish)
Lineage: Eukaryota; Metazoa; Chordata; Actinopteri; Istiophoriformes; Xiphiidae
Gene: mpl
Product: MPL proto-oncogene, thrombopoietin receptor
Exons: 12
Coding region: 87-2099 (670 amino acids)
Biological process (GO): hemopoiesis; cytokine-mediated signaling pathway; positive regulation of cell population proliferation
Cellular component (GO): external side of plasma membrane
Molecular function (GO): protein binding; cytokine receptor activity
Source: RefSeq, a predicted model, not a curated record